AUGCUCCCUCGGUUUGGUGAGAAUGCCCAUGGAGUUGCGAUUCCCGAGGAUAGGAUUGCCCUGGUCAUCGUGAAUCCCGAGACCCCCGCCGAUCAACGGGACACCAUCGCCCGGGAGCUGGUCAGCGCGAUCUGGCAGCAGAUGCGUCAAAGGCAUCUGGGUCAUGCACCGCAGGCCCCCUGCUGGGAAACGGGAUGCUACACGGGGCCGUUUGGCGCCAGAGCCGUCUGGGGGGAGGAGCAGGCGUUCUUUUUUGAGGCGCGGGUGGACUCGGACGGCAGCCAGCAGCCGCUCUAUGAGCUCCAACCCUAUCUCCCCAAGGUCAAUGAUGGUCGGGUUUGGGUGGCUACCAAGGGGGAGGAGGGAUCGCGAUACGAGACCUUAUUUCUGCAAAAGUGGUUGAACCCGGUCUCCGAUCCGAUGAAUGACCUCUAUUUCCACCACUACUGGCACUGGAUCGACGGCCAUUUCAAGCCGCCGCGCAAAUGGUCCCGUAACUGGAUUGUAUACGACAAGAAGGAAGGGCUCAAACCGCAUAAGGCCUAA
Aspergillus saccharolyticus JOP 1030-1 is the source of this 546-nucleotide messenger RNA. RefSeq lists its product as uncharacterized. Bases 1 to 546 code for a protein of 181 amino acids. Lineage: Eukaryota; Fungi; Ascomycota; Eurotiomycetes; Eurotiales; Aspergillaceae. The record is from RefSeq and is a predicted model, not a curated record. The transcript has a single exon.